GUCAUAUUUUAGGCAUAUGCUCGCCUUAUGCCCUGCAAAUGUACGGGCUACACGGGCUAGGAAGGUUCGGGUUAGUCCCGAGCUUGCGAGGGGGCUUAGGGUCAGGGGUUAGGGUCUGGGUUAGUCCCGGGGGGUUUGGGGGCAGUGAGAGCCCCCCGCAUUGGAAUAUAUUAAAGCAUAAAGGCCCUACGGGUUAGGGUUAGCCUAUGCCAAGCAUAUGCUAGAGUAAUAGCAAUAAUAAAG
This is a messenger RNA of Hyaloscypha bicolor E, 243 nucleotides long. RefSeq lists its product as uncharacterized. The transcript has a single exon. The record is from RefSeq and is a predicted model, not a curated record. The coding region runs from base 39 to 197 and encodes 52 amino acids. Lineage: Eukaryota; Fungi; Ascomycota; Leotiomycetes; Helotiales; Hyaloscyphaceae.